CGAAAUACUGUAGCCUGUGUCCAAAGUGAAUAAAAAAUAAUCAUGUACCUACUGUAGUUAAUUAAUGUUUUUAUCUUUCGUAAUUUAUAAAGAUCAUCUUAUUGUUAACUAAAUGUAAAUUUUAGAAGAUUUCUAUUUUAAUAUGUCUAUUAGUAACUUAUCAACAGUGUUAAAAUCAUGUUCAGAAAGUGAAUUGAUAAGUGAAGUCUCAGAAUCCAAUAUGACAUCAAAACAGGUGGAAGGAUCCCGACUUAAACGUACCUUUACCUUGCCUCGCAAUCCAUUUGGUACAACAAAACCGAGCUCUAGUAAAAAUAAAAGCAACGAUACCGACAAUAAACCCUCCAGUGCAAAUCCUUUGGCCACAACAAAUAAAGAAGAGGGUGGCUUAGAAAGGAAGUUAUUCAGAAGGCCAUCAUGGAAGAUAUUUUUAAACAAAAUAGCUCAGCAUAUGAGUACUGUAAAUACUACUGUUGUAAAAUCUGGUCAAGUGGUUAACAGUGACAGAGUGCCAUGCAGUGGAGAGCCGCCCUGGCCGCCUGGUACUACUCCUGCAGCUACUGGAAUAAAAAACCAUGGCAAUACUUGUUACAUGAAUGCAGUUCUUCAAUGUCUCUCUCACACAGAUGUCAUAGCAGAAUAUUUUGUACUUGACUUUUAUAAGGUUGAUUUGCAAAAGAGGAAUAAAAUUAACUCAAAGAAGUAUGGUACACGGGGAGAGGUGACUGAGCAAUUAGCAGCGUUGCUUAAGGCAUUGUGGUCUUGUCAUUAUAUACCUGACAUGAGUGUAGCAUUCAAGGCUGCUGUUGAAAGACAUGGUACUCAGUAUCGAGGAAAUAGUCAACAUGAUGCACAAGAAUUUCUCUUUUGGCUCCUUGAUAAAGUUCAUGAAGACUUGAAUACAGCAACCAAGAAAAAAUAUAAGACUAUCAAAAAUACAGUGGGGAAGUCAGACGAGGUAGUGGCAGCGGAAACGUUGGCUAAUCACGCACGUCGCAACAGUUCCUUUGUACAAGCAGUUUUCCAAGCCCAGUACAGGUCUGCAUUGACAUGUGCGAAAUGCGAGCGAACUUCGUGCACCUUCGAUCCGUUUCACUGCGUCAGUGUACAACUUCCGACACGACCCGUCACCGUACAACCUUCACCUCUGCCUGUUAAUGUUGUUUAUGUGAACCAACAACCAAGGCAAGUGCGUAUCGGAGUAGAACUUGCGCCCACCGCUACAAUGGACGAGUUAAGAACUUCGUUACAUGGAGACACCGGUAUUGACAGAGAGCACAUCAUACUGGCUGAGAUUAAUGAGACUGGAUGGUGUAACGCUCGCAGUGGUUGGGAAGUGGCGGGAAUUGACUUCGGAGCCCUUUACUGUAUGGAGGCCCCACCACUCCUGCAAACACCAACUACUCCAUAUCUUCUCAUACUUUGGGUUAAUUUAUUGGAAGGCGAACGAUUUGGUUCCCCAUACGCAAUGCAAGUUCCUCGCGAGAUUUCAUAUGAAGAUCUUCAGAAGCUGAUGUUGAAGGAGAUGUGCCAAGUGGUAGCUGAACGGGUGCUGGAGACGGCCCAAGGCACUGAUAUCUUCAAGGCCAGAAUUGCUGAAGCCCACCGGCCAAGGGACCCGGCGUAUCUGUUGCCCGAGUUGCCACACCCAUUGUUUGCGCUAGACGUGGAACAGGCACUUUGCGCUCACGACAAGUACCCGCAUUUGAGGCUGGAACUACUUUGGGAGCCCGUACAUAGAGACAGUAUAAUACGCGAGUGGGGUGAAGCGUGCGAGGUGCACGUAUCGGCUACGGGCGCGGCCGCUCCGUUAACAUUACACGCCUGUCUUGCUCAUUACACGAGGGCGGAACAUCUCGCCCAGGAAGAUGCUUGGAGGUGUCCUCAAUGUCAAAGAUACAUGCCGGUUGUCAAGACUCUCGGCCUUUGGUCUCUUCCUGAUAUCCUUGUUAUACAUUUGAAAAGAUUUCGACAACAGGCUAAAGGGAGGACCAGCACGAAAUUGACAACAAUGGUAGAGUUUCCCCUUAACGACUUCGAUAUGACCCCACACUUGGUCCGAAGAAAUACAACAGGUGCCGAGUCACCUGGUAACUCUCGAUCGCCAAGACGGAGACACUCCAAGACAAUCCAAAAUCCACAAGACAAUAUUUACGAUCUGUAUGCCAUAUGCUACCACCAUGGAGACGACUUAGAAACGGGACAUUACACGGCAGCUUGCAAGAACCCAUACGACAACCACUGGUACAAGUUUGACGACUCCCGAGUGACGGCCGUGGAUGAUGAAAACGCUUACAGUGAACUCGUCAACAACUCCGCUUACAUGCUCUUCUAUAGGCGGAAGAAAUCGAACGUCAUUCACUCCUGUUCCACAGAUGAUAAGGAGCAUUGGGCGCUGCGUAUGCCCAGGUACAAACCGAUCGAGACGCUGAACGAAGUAUCCGAAAUCGAAAAGAACGAAUCGGACGUAGAAGAGAAGAGCGUAGACACAUCCACGACCAGUUCACCCGCGAAGCAAGUGAUACAGUCGCCGACGCUUCAACGGCCGCUUAUAGUCGAAGUAAACGAUAGCGACUACGAAAACGAACCAACGGAGACGUAUAUACACAAGGACGUGCACGUUAAUCCCAAAAUGACGCCCGUGGAUUCGCGAAGACCAAAAUCGGUGGAUAUCCCAUCUAGGUCCAGUGUGUCCCCGUCGAAUAAUAGAAGCUUCGAAAAUUCCCCCUUAGUCGCGAGUAUAAAUGAGGUGGAAUAUCCAACAACGGAAGACCUUAUGUUGUCUAUGUUUCAAGAGUCAAAAUAUAUUGUACCGAGGCAUCAUAUCAACGGGGAAUCUCAUAGAACAGCAGAAAAGCCAUCUGUAUGGACAACGAGAAUAUCAACGUGAGAGCAGGUGAGCGGAUACCUCUGACAAAUUAGUUUACAUUUGGCCUUAGAUCUGGUAACUUGUAGUUGACAUUGACGCCACAAUUCACUUUAAACCAUAGAUGUAAAAUGGACUAAGAACACUUGAUAAUAAGCGAUUUUUAACUGUAAGGAAAUUUAUCUUUAUUCUGUAAUUGAUAAAGCGUGGCUUUGAUAUUGAGAACACAAGGCAGCUAAGUCGUAUGUCGUAAAAUUCAGUGGUGCUAAUUCUGAUGAAUUCUGAUCUAGAAAAUAAUAGUAAUAAACCAAGAUCACCUAUUCCUUUAACUUCAUAUUCUCUUGUAGUGUUGUAUUUUACUGUAAGAGAUUAACUGUCUCUUAAAGCGUGAUUAGUUUACGCUUUAAGAGUUUGUGAUUGUUCUCUUGAUAGUAUAACAAAAAUUGUAGCAAACGCGAUAUAUUAAUUAUCGUUUUAUAUUAAAGCAUAUACAGAACUAGUAUGAAGAAAACUUGCUUCUAAUAAAUUUAUCCAACUGUUCAGUCUAUUAUUAUAUCUAUGGGGUAACCAAGACAGUCGGCUUGUGCAACAAAAGACGCAGUACGAGGUAUUUCUAAUUAAUAAUCAAGGGUUGCCAAUAGCGAUAAUACUUUUUGACAGCGAGGCAUUACAUGGCAACCCUGCACGACUGAAAUGUGAAAAGUUGUAAACUCAUUACAGAGUACGAGCUUCCUUAAGUCAUUUCAAAUAAGUUGUAUUUAAAAUUUUAUAUCGAGCCUACUGAUAGUGUAUUGCUUAGCUGCAUACACGGUAUUAGAUAACAGUUGUUAUUACAAUUCGUAGUUUUUAUAGAUAAAAGUUUGUCACCUGAUAUAAUAUCUACAGUAACCAAUCAUAGAAUUUGUAGAUUAAAGGAACACUUUUUUUUGGCACCAAAAUUCAUUUUAGACAUUAAAAACUGACAGUGACAUAAAAUAUUUUAAUGACAUAAUCUGAAGGUUCGUUGACUGUCGCUUGAAUGUGAUUUGUCUAACGCUGUUGACCAAUCACAGACGUCAUCUGAUGGUUCGCUUUUUUAUUGAAUCGCCUUGAAAAACUUGGAGGUUUCUAGACCCAGCAAACUUGAAUCAAGACGUCUAUGCGGUGUAUGCAGCCUAUAGAUGUAUAAUAUAAACAGCAUAAACUUGUAAUUACUUUAGGUAAUACUGUGCCUUCGUUCUAGAGAAGUUGUGAUUUUUAAAUAUUUAACACCUCAAUCGAAGAUUAGACAUUGACUAUUUGCAGAAACAGUGUAUAUACCGUGGCCUUUAUAGUUUUGGUAUUGGAGUAUGUAAUUUGUGAUCUUGAAUGGAAUUAGCAUUCUGCACUUGAAUCGGUACAUAGUUUUCUAUGUAAUUUAAUCAUACAAAAGAUUUCUAUUUUUUUUUAAAUAAACCGUGCAUAUCUUUAACAGGCCAUUUAAAAGUCUACAAACUUGGCCCACAAUUUGACUAUAUAACAAUGAAAAUCGUAAUUACUAGUGAUACUUUGUGUCAAAUGCUUUCGAUAUACGCUAUAGUUUUCGUUUACUCGAAACUUCAAACAUCGCUUCGCUGGUUUCGUUCAAGACUACGUUUGUAAGAUUGUUUCAUGGUUUUGUAUGUAUAUACGAAACGCAGGAAAAUGUGUGGAAUGUGAUUUUUUAAUAUAAAUUUUAUUAAAAAUUGAUUUUUAUAAAAGACAUUCUAGUUAAGGGUAAUUUAUUCAUUAAAGUGUUAAUGUCUGCACUGCAGUCUACAUUAAGCUUUAUAGUUGUCAGAGUGUAUUGAAAUUGCGUCUUGGUGCAAUUUACUACACGCUAUGUAAUCGCUAUAAAGCCUAAAGUAAUAUCAGUAUAACUAUAAUACAAUAUAAUUGUCACUUUACCUGAUUGAAGUAGUUGUGAAGGUACUAAACAAAAAGUUCUUUCCUAUUCUACCCUCAAUUGAUAUUUUGUGUCGGUACUGAAAUUUUUCAUACAAAAAUAAAUAUAUAAAUAGUAUUAAAAGUAUAUUACAUUUUAGGAUAAUUAUUACGUAAUGUUUAGUGACAAUCGUAUUGUUAAGACUUAAAUUGUAUAGUAGCCCUGCAGCUUUAUUUAUGUUUUUUUAAACAAUCAAGAAGGCUCUCAAUUUAGCGUUAGUGAUAAACGACCAAUCAAACUCAUAUUUAUUAACUAAUAUACAGCUAUAUACUCGAAAUUAUAGGAUUUUGUAGAAGUUAAAGGUUACCUUGUAAUAAAAAAGUACUGGACAAGAUGUUUGCAAAGUUCGUUUAGAAUAGAGACGAACUCCAACUGAGUCAUCAGUUCCAUAAAUUUAAGCAGACGCUAGCACUACGUAAUUUUUUUGUUGAAAUAAUCCAGCGCCUCUGCGAGAAACUAGUACAUAAAUUGGUGAAUUUCAUGGCCCAAACACCUUGUCUAGUAAAAUUCGAUGGGUUCGCUUUCAUACUACGGAUUAUAAAAUCAAAAACCGUGUACUAAUUUUAUUAGCCACAUAUAGUUAAUAAUAUAUAAUAAAAGAGUUUAAAAUAGUGAAUUUGGGUAUCUAGUAAAUUAUAUUCACCAAAUUGUGUAUGUCGUGGUAUCUGUCAAAUUGACAAUUGACAUGUAUUAAAAUAAAUCCGUUGUGUGUGAGUGAAACGGUACCAUGUAAUAUAAGAUGUGGUCGGUAUAUCUCAAUUGUAUUAAGUUCGUUGUUUUAAUUUAAAAAUGUUUAUUUUUUAUCUUUAUCACGUUAUGUUUAAAUAAAAGUGUUAUGUGCACCA
Molecule: messenger RNA, 5653 nt
Organism: Pieris rapae (cabbage white)
Lineage: Eukaryota; Metazoa; Arthropoda; Insecta; Lepidoptera; Pieridae
Gene: Usp15-31
Product: ubiquitin carboxyl-terminal hydrolase 31
Exons: 14
Coding region: 143-2890 (915 amino acids)
Biological process (GO): protein deubiquitination
Molecular function (GO): cysteine-type deubiquitinase activity
Source: RefSeq, a predicted model, not a curated record